AGAGAAUAAGCUACGAAUAUAACUUUUAGUUGUUACAACUAAAUUUGGAUUGAAUCUGGAAUAGAACAUCAUCCCUAGAACUUUGUCUUCGAAUUAUCAUCUUCAUCCUAUUUCCAGUUUCUUCUCGAUUUUUGCCUUUCUUUUCCUUCCCUUUCAUCUUCAAUCAACAAACAGAAAUUUAAUCAACAUUUUCCACCAAAAAUUAGGCAACAAUCAACUUUCUGGUGAUCUCUUCAUCUUCAUCUUCAUUGAGAAAACUUUGUGAUACUAAUACAUCAUCUCGAGUUCACGUUCAUCACCGUUUAGAGUACGUGUUAACCACGUACUUGUUAAUCAUUCGUAUUAGUUAAUUGUGUCUAUUAACCAUUUUUCUCUCUCGUCUUAAUUGUUCGCGAUUUGUUUUCUUCUGUUCCAUCAAUCAACCAUCCGAUUGAUUUAAUUUUCUAUUCAUGUAUUUAAUUGUUUCCAUUUCAAUGACAUGAAGUUACACCGAGUCUAUAGUAGGAAUAUUUAUCCACACAAAAUUUUACAAUUAAUUUUAACUCUUUUUAUAUUAAUUUGUGAUAAUCCUAAUUGUUAUGCUCGAAAGCAACCAUUUCCCUCGGAGUUAAUUCAGGAAUUAAGUGCCAAAGAACUUGAAAAUUCAGUUGAUUUCGGUGCUACACUUGCUGUUUUCUUUUAUACACGAUCAUGCACAGAAUGUAAAGAUCUCCUUCAUGGAUUGGAAAAGAUUUAUGAAGAUGUCGAUAAACUUGGAAUCAGUUUCAUCAAAACAUCAGAAAGAGCAGCAGCCAAAAAAUUUGAUGUAACUGAUUUCCCUUGUUUGGCUUAUAUCAAGAAUAAGGAGAUUACACUUUACGAAGGUGACUUGGAAAAAGAGGAAAGUUUAUUAGAAUGGAUAAUUUCAAUCGAUUCAUUGGAUUCUCCUGAAAAAAUUGAAGAAGUUAAUUCCAAAAAUCUUCAGAAAUAUAUUGAUACCCAUGAAUACAUAGCAGUUUUAUUUUAUAAAAAUAACUGUAAAAAGUGUGAAAAAGUAUUACAUGAAUUGGAAGAGAUUGAUGAUGAUGCCGCUCGAAAAGGGAUCAGUUUCGUCAAAAUUUCUGAUCAAAGUUUGGCCUUUGAAUAUGGACUCGAAGAUCUACCGGCGUUGGUAUAUUAUCGUAAAAGAAUUCCCAUAGUUUAUCAAGGUGACCUGGAAGAUGAACAGCAAGUUCUUGAUUGGCUACUUGAUUUUCGAGACACUGCCGAUGAAGAAGAUGACAAAGAAUCACAGAUCGAAGAUGUUUCCACUAAAGUUCUAGAAUCGCUCAUCGAAGAAUCAGAUUCUCUGGUUGUACUUUUCUAUGAUGACACUCAAGAGAAGAGUAAACUUGUCCUUCGUGAAAUGGAAACAAUUGAUGACGAUUGUCGACGACAUGGAAUGCUUUUCGUUAAGACUACUGACCGUGAAGCCGCUCGACAGUUUGGUAUCGAUAAUCACGAAAUGCCGUGUUUGGUUUACUUCGAAUCUCAGAUACCGAACUUUUAUUCGGGCGAUCUAACGAAAGAAGAUCAAGUUCUCGACUGGCUUGUACAUCAACAAGCUUCAGAUGAGAUCGAAGAUGUUUCCGAUGUUGUCCUUCAUCAAAUGGUUGCCAACAAAUCACAAGUUGCUGUUUUAUUCUACGAUAAAGAUGAUCAGAAAUCACUUGAUGCAAUCAAGGAAUUGGAAAACAUUGACGACGAUUGUGAUAAACUUGGAUUACCGUUCAUCAAGAUUGACGAUGCCGCUUUGGCCAAAGAAUACGGACUCGAUGAUGAAUUACCUGCUUUGGUUUAUUUCGAGAAACAAAUUCCUAAUCUAUAUGAUGGUGACCUCGAAAAGGAAGAAAAAGUUCUAAUCUGGUUACAGAAGCAAUUGAAUUCUGAUGAGAUUGAAGAGGUUUCCGAUAAGAUGCUUUACUCUCUUAUCGAGCGAACAGCUCAUAUUGCAGUUCUAUUUUACGAUUCUUCUAAUCGAAAGACGGCUGAGGUUCUUAGAGAGUUAGAACAUAUUGACGAUGAUUGUGAUCGAAAUGAUAUUGUUUUCGUAAAAACUGAUGACCUCGAAGCAGCAGAAAAAUAUCAAUUGAAGAAUCAGUUACCCGCUGUGGUCUUUUUCGAGAAUGAGGUUCCCGCUGUUUACGAAGGUGACCUGACCAAAGAAGAAGAAGUUCUCAAGUGGUUGAUUGAACAACAAGCUUCCGUUGAGAUUGAAGAUGUAAACUCGAAAACUCUAGAGACACUUAUCUCAACCGCCGAUGCAGUGGCAGUCCUAUUUUACGAUCGAGAUUCACCUAAAAGUGCCACCGUGCUGAAAGAAUUGGAAAAUAUUGACGAUGACGCCGAUAAAUAUGAUAUCCCCUUGGUUAAAAUUGACGACGAUCGAUUGGCCAAAGAAUAUGGACUAAUGGACGAACUUCCUAUUCUGGUCUAUUUCGAGAAUAAACUGCCCACCGUGUACGAAGGUGAUCUUACCAAAGAGGAAGAAGCACUUGAGUGGCUGAUUAAACAAAAAACCGAAGAUACAAUCGAAGAGGUUACCGAGGAGAUUUUAGAAGAUCUUAUUGAGGAGUCACCUUAUAUUCUUGUUUUCUAUGCACCCGAUAACUGUAAAGAGUGUUCAGACAUUCUAACUGGCCUUGAACAUAUCGACGAUGACACUGAUGAACACGGAAUCCUUUUCGUUACUACUGAUGAUGAAAACUUGGCUCGUAAAAACGGAAUCAACGCUUUCCCAAGUUUGGUUCUUUACCGAAACGGCAAACCAACGGUCUACCAUGGAGACAUGAAGAAACCCGAUGAAGUGUUGAAAUGGGUCACUUCGGAAGAGGCCUUGUCUUCACGGGACUCGAUUGAAGAAUUGAACGAGAAAAUGUUGGAUAAACUAUUGGCCAGGUCAUCUUAUGUUGCCGUUCUAUUCAUCAAGGACAAGGGUUGUUCUGAGUGCGAUAAAGUACUUACAGAAUUGGAAAAGAUUGAUCACAUUGCCGAAUCAGCUGAUAUCGACUUUGUUCGUAUUGAAGACACUGACCUGGCAAAGGAAUACAAUGUUGCCGUCUUUCCAGCACUCAUAUUUUUCAAGAAUCGAUUCCCUCAGUUUUACGAAGGUGACUUGAAGGACGAACAUGCGGUUCUUCAGUGGAUGAUUGACUCUAAGGGAUCAAAAGAAGAUAUUAUCGAACAAGUUGAUCGAAAAAUGUUACAAGUUUUAAUCGAAGAUGUUCCAAAUAUUGUUGUCUUUUUCUACGAUGAGGGAGAUUGUUCAGAAUGUGACAAAGUUCUAGAAGAGUUAGAAAAGAUUGACGAUGAUACUGAUGAAAUCGGAGUUCAUUUCGUCAAGACGAGUGACCUUCAGUUCUCAAAGGAAAUUGGAAUCACAAAAAUACCCUCUUUGGUUUAUUUCGAAAAUGGUUCUCCGUCAAUUUACGAGGGCGAUCUAACCAUCGAAGAAGAAGUUCUAGAUUGGUUGAUUCAGCAGAAAAACGAAGAUACAAUUGAGAACGUGAAUCGCGAAAUUUUAUUCAGACUAAUAAACGAGAAAGAAUAUCUCGCUGUGCUAUUUUACAAAACAAACGACGACGAAAGUGAGGAAAUACUUGAGCAUUUAGAAAACAUCGACGACGAUUGUUCAGAUUAUGAAGUCGAACUGAUUAAAAUAUCCGAUAAUCUGAUUGCUAAAAAAUACGGAAUUCGAAAUCCACCAGGAUUAGUGUUUUUCCGCCGAGGAAAACCUUUGAAAUACGAAGGUGAUCUAUUCGACGAGGAAGAAGUACUAGAAUGGUUAACCCGACCUGAGAAUAUGGAAUCAUCAGAUGCAAUCGAACGAGUUAAUAGACGAAUGUUUGAACGUCUCUUGGGUCGAAUUAAUUAUCUAGCAGUUUUAUUCUAUUCGAGAACUGAAUGUAAACAAUGUGACCGAGCACUUGACGAACUCGAAAAGAUCGACGAUGAAGCAGAUUCAGCGGGAAUCAAGUUCGUUAAAAUUGAAGACGUACAAUUAGCAAAGACUUUCGGUGUUUUCGCUUUACCAGCUCUCCUUUUCUUCAAGAAAGGAGAUGAAAACGAUCCCAUCAUUUAUCCUGGUGACCUCAAGAAAUCUGAUAAAAUUCUAGAAUGGUUGAUAUCGAUGAAAGAUCCGAGUUUGGACAUGAUCGAGGAGAUCGAUGGAAAAAUAUUACGAAAACUUUUGGCAACUCAAGACCAUGUUGCAGUUUAUUUCUACUCGGACGACUGUGAACAAUGUCAAGCCGUUUUAGAUGACCUGGAAAACAUUGACACGGAUACCGAUAAACACGGGAUCGCAUUUGUCAAGACCAAAGAUGCUGAUAUGGCGGAAUUGUAUGGAUGUAAAACAUUUCCUUCAUUAAUUUACUUCGAGAAAGGUACAGCAUCGGUUUAUUCUGGUGACAUAUCGGCGGAAGAGGAUGUCCUUCAAUGGUUAAUUCAACAAAGAUCCGAAGACACAAUUGAAUCAGUUAAUCGUGAACUACUUGGACAACUCAUCUCAUCGUCACAUUAUUUAGUUGCUUUUUUCUACAAACCUCACUGUCGAGCCUGUGAUAUCGUACUAGAAGAGUUAGAACAUAUCGACGAUGAAUGUGAUAUCUACGGAAUUCACAUGGUAAAGAUUCAAGACAUUCCCUUGGCGAAACGAUAUGGAAUCAGAAAUUUUCCAGCCUUGAUGUAUUUUAGAAAUGGAAAUCCACUUCUUUUUGAUGGUGAUCUUCGUAAUGAGGAUUCUGUCCUCGAUUGGCUUAUCGAUGAUGACAAUCGGGAACUUCAGGAUGAAAUUGAAGAUGUUAAUGGACGAAUGUUGGAUAAACUCGUAGACGAAUCUCCAUUUUUGGCCGUAUUCUUUUACGAUGAUGAUUGUAUAGAGUGUCCAGAGACUCUUAACAAAUUGGAACAAAUUGACGAUGAACUUGACCAUUAUGGUAUCGAUUUUGUCAAAGUUAAUGAUCAAAAUGCUGCUCAAAAAUAUAAAGCUCACCAAGUACCUUCACUUGCUUACUUCCGGAAAAAGAUUCCAAUCUUUUAUGAUGGCGAUUUGAUGCAAGAAGAAAAAGUCCUUUCAUGGUUGACCAGUGAAGAUGUUUUCGAAUUGAAAGAUGAAAUCGAAGAGGUCAACAGGAAGAUGCUCGACAAAAUAUUAACGGAGAACGAUUUUGUCGCCGUUUAUUUCUACGAAAAUGGUUGUUACGAUUGUGAAGAAGUUCUGAAAGAACUCGAAAGAAUCGACGAUGAGGCCGACGAUUUGGACAUAAUGUUCGUUAAAAUUCGUGACCCUCGAUAUGCUCGAAAAUACGGAAUAGUUGCACUUCCAUCAUUAGUUUUCUUCCGUAAACGAUUCCCUUCAAUGUACAGAGGAGAUUUAAUGAAGGAGGAGGAAGUUCUGGAAUGGCUUCGAAAGAACCGAUAUCGACACCCGGAAAUUAGCAUCUUCAUGUACUGUUUGAUUGCCGUGACUGUCGCCUUCAUACUUUAUACGAUUUUCCUUGUGUUUUUCAUCCGAAAUAAGCCGAAAAAGGAUUAGAUUUGUUUUCCAUUCGAGCUCAAGAUUGUUGUUCAGAGGAAAUUUAAAAUCUUGGAAAGAGAAAAAUUUUAAUCCUGGUUAAUUAACUUGGAUUGUGUUCUAAUUAUAAAUUCAUUGAAAAUCUCAUUUGAUUUUAAUUCAACUCUCAUCAUCUCAUAAUAAAAAAAAGUAACAAUUUCAACUUUCAAUUCAAGCCUAACAUCACAAAUGAUUAACUAAUUAACUGAAAAUCAUUUGAUUACAAUUAUGGUUUCGUGAAAAUAAAAGUCUUUUUUUCUUGUUGUUUGUAAUUUUAA
Panonychus citri (citrus red mite) is the source of this 5850-nucleotide messenger RNA. RefSeq lists its product as uncharacterized. Bases 479 to 5554 code for a protein of 1691 amino acids. The record is from RefSeq and is a predicted model, not a curated record. The transcript has 14 exons. Lineage: Eukaryota; Metazoa; Arthropoda; Arachnida; Trombidiformes; Tetranychidae.